UGUAAUUUUGAAUCGGGGGGGAAGUUUACAGUGGACGUACUUUUGGAGAGUUCAGUGUUGUGCGCUCUCGGUGCGUCACACGCUCAAAACCUCCACUGCAAUCGCACGACUCCAGACUCUCACACAUGCAAAUACAGCCAAGACUCCAGCUUCUGUCUGAACAAGCUGCGUUUUCACCACGAGCUUGAUUUCGCUUCUACUUGUGGCUGCAUUUUAGGAGUGAAAUGGAUGUCAUCCCUAUGUGUAGCAUCUUCCAGGAGCUCCAAAUCGUGCACGACACCGGAUACUUUUCAGCUUUACCAUCUCUGGAAGAGUACUGGCAGCAGACAUGCCUCGAGCUGGAGAGGUACCUCCAAAGCGAGCCCUACGUCUCAGCCACGGACCUUAAAUUUGAGAGCCAGGAGGACCUGUGGAGCAAGCUGAUGUUCGCCUGCGGGGACAAGUCGAAAGAUUCGGACCCAAAGAUCGCCCACAUCAAGGAGGAGGAAGACAAUCAGGACAUCCGGCACCUCGACUCCGACGCCAGCAGCGAGGCCUCGGACAGCUCCGAGGAGCUCUCCCCUACUGUCGACUCCAGCUCUUUGACUGACAUUCAUGGAGACGGUGGCGAAGACCUGGGCUCCACCAUCAUCAGCACACCGCCGUCCUCACCUGAGCUGGGCAAAGAGGGCUCUGUCGCCCAGGUGUGGAGUGGGAUACAGACUGUGCUGCACUCACCUGGGAAAAUAAGGACUGGGGGCAUAGAGAGGAGCGCAGAGAGGACGGGACUGACCAGCGGAGAGGCGUCACCUGACGGCAGGAGGCGGGUGCACAGGUGUCAUUUCAACGGAUGCAGGAAGGUGUACACCAAGAGCUCGCACCUCAAAGCACACCAGCGCACGCACACAGGUGAGAAGCCCUACAGGUGUUCAUGGGAGGGCUGCGAGUGGCGCUUUGCACGAAGCGAUGAACUCACCAGACACUUCAGGAAGCACACUGGAGCAAAGCCAUUCAAAUGCAGUCACUGCGACAGGUGUUUCUCCCGUUCUGACCACCUGGCGCUGCACAUGAAGAGGCACAUCUAAGAUGUCCUCCGCGUCGAGAUCUCUGAGGGAUGAUUCUGGUUGAUUGUCCUGACCUGUGGGGGAUCAGCGAGGCCGGUGUGUCCUGGGAGCGUUAACAGGGGCACCGCCGUGUUCCAGUCAGUGGAAAAAGAUGAAGCAACGCAGGCUAUUAUUUGCACCAUACUUAGUGCCUCCAACACCUCGCUGUGGAGAUUGCUCUUGAAAGGCUUUUCACGGAAGAGCGAGAGGGUGGGUAGGGGGUGGGGGUGCGGGAAGAGACUUGAAAAAAAUGUUAAAAGACUGGAAAGAUCUGGGCUGAAGUAGACGGGAAAAGACUCUUCUGUAUGGUGUUCAACGCUUUUUUCCUGGAGGAUUAUGGGACUCCUGCAGGGGUGCCGUUCCUCCAAUGACAGUGUGUUUGCCUGUACGCAUGGGGACUGUGAGUGCCUGUGACUGGAUGCCUGUGCUGGCUUUAUGGAGUGGAUUGAGCUUGCAUUGUGGGACUGCGAGUGAAUGACACGGAGGGGGUGACGUUGUGCGAGGGAGGUUUUCUAGGGGGAUAUUUGUGGUCUCACUGAGAAUGAAUGCAAGAGUUCUGUCUGUGCUGUUUGAGUCUGUUGGCUGUGGAGGGAAGUAGGGGCCUGUUUUGUGGAUCUGAUUUGCUAUAGAGCGCCCCCUUUCUGCCCGGAGGUGGAACUACAGCUCCCUAUUCAAACACGGGAGGUCGUUUUGUUUAGUGCAGCUAUUAAAUGUGCAAUGUAUUACGUAGCCUGUCUUAAAACAUACACGCUAUAAAGCUCAUUUUGUUGUCCAUUGUGUAAGCUCUGUAUCUUUAAAAAAAAAACAAAAAAAAAACACCGGUUGUACACAAACAGUUAUUGCCAUUAUAACAGAAGUUGCAUGGGAUCUGGGGAUGGGUUGCUCACCUGUUUGCUUAUAGGACAACACAAUUCCAUUCGAGAGCAGCUACCUUCAUAUUACUCAAUAUCAUAGUAUUGUACAAAACACUUAAGGCAGUCAUUUUGUUUUUUAUGUUCUUGAUAAGUUGGGGAUACCACUAUUGCUUGGCAACUGUCUUGAUCAUGGGAUUUAUGUUCCUUUUUCUUCACUUUUGCUCUUCUCUUUUAUUCUAUCUGUAAAUGCACUGUUGACCUUACUGAUGCCUUAUGUAAGUGGCCUUGUCCUGUUGAAUAGAUCUCUCUCUCUCUCUCUCUCUCUCUCUCUCACACAAACACACACACACAACGGGGGCUGCGAAUGCACGAGUGCAUUAUUUAAUUGCUUUAUAAAGGCUGUGAUCCAGACAGUCGCACCUUUGCCCAGACUCCUCUAAACUCCUGAAUAAUAAUUAAAAGAAACUAAAUAUCAGCUUCAUAAUGACUGCCAUUUCUACAUUCUUUCUUGAACACAUCAUAACUAAAUCAUACAAAAAAUGACCGCGAUCUAAGACAGAAUCGCGGAGCACUUGAAAAAGAAACUCAGUUUUCUAAAGGUUUACUACCAUGUAGUAUAAGGUGGCGUGUAUGCACAUGGACUUUAACUUGCUGUCAAAGGUACAGAGUUUUGGAAAUAUGUUCUCAUAUAUUGUUGCAUGCUCAGCCACCAAGGUUGGGACAAAUUAGGAUUUACUGCAAAGGAAAACAUUUACGCUGGGGACAUUUAUAUCCGUUGACGUGUCAAAAGCUUCCAGUCUUUAAAGAAAAUGAUGAGUCCUUAAGAGUAACGACAACAUUCUCAGUCAUGAGUCUGUCUUGAUGUAUGUUUUGGUAAGUUUCGCCCUCAGCCAGGGUGAGUCGGUAUCCUUAGUCAGCCCUGGUGCAAACCUGCGAUCUGACUAAACGGUACCAAAACCAGUUUAACCAGUUGAGCUAAGCUGUGCUGCAGGUGUAGAGUCUGUGUCUGUGUCUGUGUCUGAGAUGAGACCAGGACCAGAUAAAUGUCUGUACCAACUUCACUAUAUGCAUGUUUUAACUUAAGUUACUGUACAUGACUUCAACGCACUCCUCUGUGGGUUGAUACAAUUCUCUGAUCUUUCAAGUUUAUUAAAAUCCCCCCCAGUUUCACAAUUUGACAAACUUCAUCACCAUUUUCCCCUAUUUCUAGAAAAAACCUUUUGGAGCCACAGUGUUUUACUGGAUAACGUUAUGUUGAAAAGUAAGACAUGGAAAUGAUCUGCUUUAAGGGUAUGGCUGGUUUGAAUGGUUACAACCUGUUGAUGUCUGUCACUCAGUAGUCAAUCUCACAGCUGUACAGGUGAACCUGGUCAACAUUAAAGGAAGUCCAUACACUGAGAAAUGUCAAAAAUGCAAAGAUAUGUACAUUGUAAACUAAGAAUUUUGUAAGGAAGCUUCUAUUUUGAAAGGGUAUGGGACCAAAAACAAGUGCAGUGUAUUGUUUCUAAAGAUGAACCAAUAAACACAAGAGGCUGAAGAUGUAUUGUAAAAUAGUCACGCUCCAUUCUCCUUCAUUUGCUUUCUGUAACAUCUUUGUUUUUGAUUUGAUUGGAGGAAGGUAGAGCAAAUGUACGUUUAUACAAAUGUGGCCUAUCACGAAAAAAAAAAAAAAAAAGAAGAGAAAAAAAUCUCUUCAGACAUAAAUUGCUCUGGACACUUGAAUUGUCAUAAUUUUUGCAAUCUGUUGCCCGCUAAGUAUUACUUUUUGUUUUAUUUGCCAUGUGUUUUUCUUUCUCUCAACUUUUCAAAGACCUGCAAAGAGGCCGUAUCUUUAGCUAGAGAAUCUUUAUUGGAUAACCAUGGAGAUAAAAUAUGAGGCUCUAUUUUUGUUUGUUUUAUUGCAUAACAAGAUUUCUUUCAUUUAAAAUUGUUUUGUAAAAUAGUUUCUGUAUGAAUGUAUUUUUUAUUGGAAAAUCGAUAAAAAGAAUUUAUUGGAUCUA
Molecule: messenger RNA, 3936 nt
Organism: Cottoperca gobio
Lineage: Eukaryota; Metazoa; Chordata; Actinopteri; Perciformes; Bovichtidae
Product: Krueppel-like factor 6
Exons: 4
Coding region: 225-1064 (279 amino acids)
Biological process (GO): regulation of transcription by RNA polymerase II
Molecular function (GO): DNA-binding transcription factor activity, RNA polymerase II-specific; RNA polymerase II cis-regulatory region sequence-specific DNA binding
Source: RefSeq, a predicted model, not a curated record